UUAUACUCAUUGUUGUUGAUUUUUUUGAGCAUCUUUGCUAGUUGGUCAGUAAAAUAGAUACUUCAUAGUUCAUUUAUCCAGUCACCAGUGUCGAGUUUGUUUAUGUGUGCGAUAGAAUUGCACGUUGCGUUCGUCUCUUUCUCAGCCAGUUUGUUGGCGCAUCCUUGAAUUACCUAUCAUAGUUUAAUUCGUUAUCAAACGCAAUUUAGCCAUUCUUUAUUUUUAAACGUUUUUCAUUGCGUAUGUGUUUGCCAGUUGUGACUUUGUUUUAUACGAGUAGUUGGAAUACAAAUGGUUAGGUACAUAUCAUUUUUGUCUACACAUCAACGAUUUUAACCAAGUUUGAAGUUUUUGAAGGCAGUAUUUGUUUCAUCUACGACUCAGAUUACAAAAAGUUGAAGCUCCGAGAAAACAAAAUCACUGAAGUACAUGCCAUCCGCCCGCAAUAAAUACCUGAUAAAUUGUUGAUACCUGAUUCAAAUUUCAUCAUGUCGUCGAACGAGUCUAGCGUUUUAACGUGUACAAAUACAUCCACCAAAGAUUUCUGGUGUAGCACAGUCGAGUUCCACGAAGCAGAGUUUGUUUGGAGAAUAAGUGACUUCAGUUCUCUCGACGACGAGGGUGAAAUCAUAAAAUCCGAAACAUUCUCAUCUCCUACAAACGAUAAAUUUAUAUGGUAUUUGGAUUUUCACUUCAGAGGCAAAAACGCGGAAACGGAUACUUUUCGUUUAUUUUUAAACCUGAGUAAAAAAAGCGCAUCUAAAAGAGUAUUCGUAAAAUACACUUUUUCAAUUUUGAAUAAUGCAAAGGGAGAAAACUAUAAAUCGAAGUUUGAGUGUAGUGAAUUCUUCAACGACUACGAUGAUCCAGAUGAUGAUAAUGGGGGUUGGCAUGAUUGUCCUAAGAAAAACGAAACUUUCAGAAGUAAAUUUUUACUGAAUGAUACCUUGACGAUUUCAUUCCAGAUGAUAUUUUUCGAAAUGAGCCCCAAAAAUUUAGCUAGUAUGUUUCACCGUUGUAACACUACUCAUCUCAAACAACUUUCCGAUAAUUUGGCAUCAGUUUUUGAGAAUCCUAGUUUUGCAGACUUCACGAUUAUAGCAAAAGACAAAACUUAUCAAGUUCACAAAGAUAUUUUAGCUGCACGUAGUACUUAUUUCGCUAAGAUGUUCGAAAGCGGCAUGAAAGAAAAUCAACAAAAUUGUGUAGAAAUUACCGAUGUAAAUGAAGACAUUAUGGGAGAAAUGUUGAAAUUUAUUUACACCGGAGUAUGUGAAAAUUUGGAUGAAUUAGCCGACGACUUAUUAAUCGCUGCUGACAAGUAUGAUAUAGAUCAUCUGAAGAAGGUUUGCGUAGAGUCAAUUUACAGUAAGUCUUUAUGUGUAGAGAAUGCGCUGAAUACAUUGAUAUUGGCGGACCAGUAUGAUGCGAAUGAGCUUAAAUCAAAAGUGAUAGACUUUAUCGUAGCUAAUUCAUCUGAAAUAAUGGAGUCGGCGGCAUGGGAUGAAAUUAUGCCAGUGUAUCCUCAUCUCUUGAACAGUGUAUGUAAGGCGACCCGACGGUUCCUCGCCAGGCGUAAUUCUACUGAAUAAUGACAUUGUCUGUAAUUAUUUUACCUAGUUUUUAAGCUUUUAUGUUAGUGUUUUUUAUAGCUUAAACCUAAAUAAAUGAGCUUUAUUCUUUAA
Molecule: messenger RNA, 1685 nt
Organism: Planococcus citri (citrus mealybug)
Lineage: Eukaryota; Metazoa; Arthropoda; Insecta; Hemiptera; Pseudococcidae
Product: speckle-type POZ protein B-like
Exons: 2
Coding region: 489-1592 (367 amino acids)
Biological process (GO): proteasome-mediated ubiquitin-dependent protein catabolic process; regulation of proteolysis
Cellular component (GO): cytoplasm
Molecular function (GO): ubiquitin protein ligase binding
Source: RefSeq, a predicted model, not a curated record